Bactrocera dorsalis (oriental fruit fly) is the source of this 1894-nucleotide messenger RNA. RefSeq lists its product as uncharacterized. Lineage: Eukaryota; Metazoa; Arthropoda; Insecta; Diptera; Tephritidae. Bases 476 to 1447 code for a protein of 323 amino acids. The record is from RefSeq and is a predicted model, not a curated record. The transcript is spliced from 4 exons.
GAACUGAAUCCGACAAAUCAUAUAAUGUGGAAACAGGUCUUUAUGUAUUGCCGCCUAAUCGAUUCAAUUAAGCGCUUAAUCAAGUAAAACAAAUUAUUUUCACAAUUAUCUCAAUUAUUCAUUAACAAAGAAGUCGUGCAUUUUAAUUUUUGCUUACGAAUUUGUUAAUAAUGGAUAAAACAAUGCUUAAAAAAUUAUUUUUAGCAUAUUGUGUGCAUAUUGAACACUUUGAGUCAGUACAAUCUAACUAUGAUAGUGUAUUAACACUAUAUAGGAGAAGAAAAAGGAGAAACUUGAUGAUUUUACAGCAUUUAAAGAAAAAACAACUUUUGUGCUUUGAAAUAUUGCAGCAAACUGCAUCUCAAAGAGCGUUAUGGAAGUUGUCAGUCUUCAUUAAUACAGAAACGGCGAUCUCAAUUUUUGGGAAAUAAAUUGCAAUCGUAAUAAUGAUCAGUUUUUCAAGGAACACUUCCGAAUGUCCCGAGCAAGUUUUGAUGUACUAUGUGGAUUGGUUAACAAAAUGAAAAGAGCAGAUACGAAUUGGCGUAAAGCGAUAAAAUUACAAAAACGGGUCGCAAUUGCUUUAUUUACCCUCGGUUCUUCCUUAAAAUACAGAGAAAUUUCUGAACUAUUCGGUGUGGGAAUCUCAACUGUAUGCGAAAUUGUAUACGAGUUCUGCGAGGAAGUGUGGAAAACUAUGUCAGCUUAUAUUAAUAAAUUACCUCCGAAAAAGGAAGAAUUAGCUGGAUAUAUUUCUGGAUUUUGCAAACUUGGUCAUCCUCAGUGCAUGGGAGUAAUUGAUGGAUACCAUAUAAAAGUGAGACCGAACGCAGCUGUCGCUAAGGAAUACUUAAAUAACAGAGGCUGGUACUCCAUUAUACUUCUAGCGUUGGUGGAUUACAGAUGUCGUUUCUUAUAUGUUAACAUUGGUGCUCCAGGGCUGUGCAAUUACUCACAAACAUACAACGCAUCGGCACUAAGAGUUCUCUUAAAUAAUAACGAGUUAUUAACGGGAUAUAAAAAAGAAAUAGAUGGAGUGGAAAUACCAGUUUAUAUUAUAGGUGACUCAUCGUUUGAGUUUUCCAAGUCUUUAAUGACACCCUACCCAGUUAGCACUUCUUUAACCGAGAAUAAAAAACAAUUUAAUAAUAAGCUAUUAACAUGUAAAAAAGUUGUAGAUAACGCUUUUUGGCAUUUAAAAGCACGUUUUCGACGUUUAGGAAUCGGGAUAGAUAAUAGAAAAGGGAAUGCUCCUCUUAUUAUUCGAUCCACAUGUAUUUUAUAUAACUUUCUCAACGAAAUAAAUGAUAAUAUCGACGAGAAAUGGUUAGAAAUGAAUCAAGUGGAUACAAAUUGCCAGAAUCCCACAAAUACUGUCGUAUAUUGUGAUGACGAACCCUUUGCGGAAGAGAUAAGAGAUACGUUGUGUCGUUUCAGUGAAAGAUAAAUAAAUGUUAUACUUUUCUUAUAUACCAAUCGGAAAAAACUUAAAAUUCUAGUAGACGAAAGUUGACAUUUUUGUGGUGAGUAUGAACAUAAAAAUUUCACCCAGUUCAAUAGCUGGUUAAAACGUUUAAAAUGAUUGCUGGAGACAUAAUAAUGGAAAACAGAAUCAUUAAGAUUGUCAUUAGAAAAAAAAUAUUUUCUUGGACAACAGAGUAAAAAAAAAAUACCGCUUGACACCCAACCAUUUUUGGCAUGCUGUUAAAAUAGUUUGUUGAGUUGAAAUAUACAAUAAUAUACUUACAUACAUAAGUAUAUAUUUUGAUUUAAAAAAAACUGAUUUCAUUUUAUAUUCUAAUAUUGCUUUUUCGUAUUUAUUACAACCGAUUAUUAAUUUAUGUCACAAAUUGGACAAUUAAAUAAAUUUGUUAUGUACAUGCUUAUUACAAUA